CGUCAACCCGCCCUCUGUGCGGCGUGCUGGGAGUUGUAGUCUUCCUAACUGCGAAUCCAGGAGGAAGCGAAGCGCCUCUCAGCCGGCCACCUCAUCGCUCCGGCAGGCAGCGGCGGCGGGUGACACUCGAGUGACCAUGGAGGAGGUGGGCCGCGGGCGGACGCUUUGCCUCUUCGACGUGGACGGCACCCUGACCGCGCCUCGCCAGGUGGGAGCCUGCGGUCUCCACUCUUGAGCAUGCCUCUGGGCAUGUGCAGAGUACUUUUAACCCCUCCGUUUAGGAACAGCUCGAGGGAAGGUGGGAGGUGAAGUGCGGGGCUUUUCAUAGCUAAAAUAAGUAACAAUGAAAAAUGAAAACGCAAACCUUGCUUUUUGCUCUUAUAAUUUAUGAAAUUAUUAUUUUGCCAUUGGUGUAUUAAUAUUAAAAUACAAUAUGUAGUAAAAGGAUCCAAAUUAGAAGGCAAAUUUCUGCAACAACAGCAGCCUCAUUCAUUGUAAUUAUCUACUGUUCCUUGUUAGAAGUUCAACAUAUUCAGCUUCUGGUUUCCAGAAUGCAGCUUGUUAAUUUGGGAGCUUAUUAAGCAGCUUAUGAAUUCAUAAUUCAUAAUGAAUCACAACAACAAAUAAAAUGUUGAUCCGUCUCUUCUCUGUGGAUCUAGAAAGUCACCCCAGAUAUGGCGGAUUUUCUGCAGGCCUUGCGGAAGAAGGUGAAGGUCGGAGUUGUGGGCGGCUCAGACUUCGAAAAGAUUCAAGAGCAACUGGGAGACGAUGGUAUGAAUAGAGCACAAAGAAAUUGAGAAAGAAAUUGCUUGAGUACAUGAUAGGGGACUUUUUAUCAGCCUAAGGGCCGCAUUCCUUUGUGGACAACUUUCCAGGGGCCGCAUUUCAAUGGAAGGUAGGGCUAGAGACAAAAGGUGGGUGGAACAACAUGACUUUGACCUUUGAACAGUAGCCAACAGUCCCACCAUAUAACAGUUCUUAUUUCUGCACGGACACACACCCUUCUUCGUCCAGGCAAUUGAGACCACAGAACUGAACUGAGGAAAGAGUCCGAGGGCCACAUAGAGAGUGCUGGGGGGGCCACAUGCAGCCCCUGAGUCUGAGGUUCCCCACUCCUGGUUGAACGGAAAAGUGCUGGUGGUUAUAAGCGUUACAGCUUUCCUCUUCACUUGGCACCCUGCCUGAUCAAACUAAUUUACUCUGAAGCAACUUUCCUCACAUAUUAUUUGUGCUCAUAAACCAAGCAUGGCCAAGUACUUGCCAUCUGGCAAUGCUCUCCAUUUUCAGCCGUGUGUAAACUGCUCUUAGUUAGGCUGAAAGGGGUUUAGGCUGGGUAUCCUUGUGAAUGAAAGCUUGGCUUUAGACAAAAUCAUGGAGCAUAAGUUCUGCCUGCAAGUUGCUAGCCUGGUAGCUUAAUAGCAAUUCCAUGUUUGGAUGGCGUGAACACUGUUGGUAGCAUAUGAAGUUGCCUUAUUCCAAGUCUGACCACUAGCCCAUCCAGCUCAGUAUUGUCCACACUGACCAGCAGUGCGUCUCCAGAGUUUCAGGCAGGGGCCCCUUCCCUGGAGUGUUCUGGGACCUUCUGCAUACAAAGCAGAUGCUCUAUCACUAACCCAUGGUCCUUCCCCAAACCUGUGAGUUGGUUGCUGCUUACCCAACAGGGAAGGGCUGUUAAAUUCAUGUUGUUGCAGUUGUUAAGAUGUAAUAGUUCAUUCUUGUAUCCAGGAAGAUACAAGGGGAUUGGGGGAUAUGUGAGAAAGAAAUCUAGGACUUGUUGCACCCCACAAGAAUGACGGACCCCACAAGCCAUCUCUGCAUCAUUGUGUCCUAAUUACAUUACACACACUCCCAUGUUUGUGCAUUGCAUUGGAAUCACUGUUCAGUAUUUGCUGUCAUAUAGAGCAGGUACCAAAAAUAAUACAGCAAAGGCACCUGCCUGACAUCAAUGAGCAGGGAGUUCCAAAGUGCAGGUGCUACAAUUAUGACUAAAUUGAGGCCAACCUACCCCCAAUAUUUGAGGGCGGGUCUUUUUACAAGAGGUGCCUAAAAUGUCUCUGAUGAUGCUGUUCUUUAACAUUUGUUCUUCUUAGUGAUUGAAAAAUUUGACUACGUCUUCCCAGAAAACGGUCUCGUGGCAUACAAAGAUGGGAACCUCUUGAGUAAACAGGUGAGUUUGCGACUUGUGAUUAGCUAAGAAGGUGGAUAAUUCCCUCCCUCAAAAAUGGGGGCCAGGAGGUGCUCCAGCUUCUUGCAAAAUAAUGGUUUUCCCAAGUGCACUGACACUGCUGUCUUAUUUUUCAUUGGCCCUGUUAUGAGUACAGUCCUUUGGCACAAACCAAAGUUUAGCAGUAGAGGGACUGAUAGUUCAUGCUCAGAGACAUCAUAACAACGAAUGCCACUUACUGGAGGAGUUGCAUUGCAGCAGGGCUCGUGGACUCUCAGUGCCAUCCAGCAAGGCUGUCUUUGCGUUGCUACGUGAAAAUGGUAUUUUAAGAUCACCUUGUGGGGAAUUCUACCGCUUCAGAAAGCUGCCCUGAGGACCAACUGUCUGGGCCUUUGAGAGUGGGGCUUGUAACGAACGCAGACUCUCCUGCGAUUAACAACAUAGGAAGCUGCCUUCUACUGAUUUGGUCCAUCUAGCUCAGUAUUGUCUAUGCCAGGUUUUCCAAAACUUGGGACUACAACUCCCAUCACCCCUGACCGCUGGUCCUGGUAGGUAGGGGUGAUGGGAGUUAAGUCCAACAAGAGCUGGAGACCUAAGUUUGGAAAACACUGACUGGCAGGGCUCUUCAGAGUUUCAGGUCAGGCAGGAGUCUUGCUAAGCCCAAGCCCUGCCUGGAGGCUUCCAGGGGAUUGAGCCUGGGACCUUCUGCAUGCCAAACAGCUGCUCUGCCACUGAGCCAAGCCACCGCCCCUCCCCCCCCCCCCCCGGGUAAUUGUGGAACUGAAGCCCAUCUUCUUAUUCUUUUGUAUACUUCUUUGUGGAGACAGACUCCCCUUUGGAAAACCCUUUUUCCGGUCUACAUACCUAAUCACUUCCUGUUCUGCUUUCCACGUAGAGCAUUCAAGGCCAAAUGGGCGAAGAGCUUCUUCAAGACUUGAUCAACUAUUGCCUGAGUUACAUUGCAAAACUUAAACUGCCGAGGAAGAGGUGGGUGGUUCCAGCUUCCUUCUGUGGCCUGAGUCAGAUCGAGGCCCAUUAGACACCUCCCACAAAGUAGAGGUGGCAGAAUUGCCGGCUAUUAUCCAACCUUAGUCAUACUUGUUAUAGGCCCACUGAAAGUAAUUGACAUGUCUAACGUACUCUGAGCAGAAUUUAGAUGCCUACAACCAUUUGAAGUUUUUCAUUUGAGGGUUACCACAAAAAGCUCAUUAAAGGAACGACAUUGACUAUCAGUGGUCAAACAAACCAUUAAGGUGUCAAGGAAAUCAUCUUAUUAAAAAAAAUCCCAAGGCUCUUUAUAUGGACAGUUUUGAGCCACCAUAUAAGUAUUACCAGGCCUUAGUCACACAUCAGAUUUCUGCUACCUGGGAGUAAGUCCAUUGAACUCAGUGAAGCUGCUGAGCAAAUGUAAUACAGAAAGACUUUGUAACUCUCCAAAACCAGUUGAAGAAACAUUCUAGUUUUGUUUUUCAAAUAGUAGCCAUAUUGAACUACAGUCAUACCUUGGAAGUCGAACGGAAGCUCCUGCAGCCAAUCGGAAGCCCUGUCAGACAUUCGGCUUCCAAAAAUAGUUCGCAAACCGGAACGGUCACUUCCGGGUUUGCGGCAUUUGGGAGCCAAAACAUUUGAGAACUAAGCUGUUUGAAAACCAAGGUACGACUGUACUCUUCCCAUUUUUGACAUGUCAUUGACCUCUGAAAAUGCAUUUUCUGUUUCUCUCCCAUGUAUCUUCCUCCUUCACUACAACGGGUGGGCUUGCGUCCUAAAAAAUACUGCUGUGAUACCCCGUAACUGACCUCCCUCCUAGACCCUGAUCCAAAGAGCUUUGUUUACUAGCCUAAGUCUGAGGCAGUAACAUCUCGCCAUGUCUCUUCCUAGGGGCACUUUCAUUGAAUUCCGAAAUGGGAUGCUGAACAUCUCUCCCGUGGGCAGAAACUGCAGCCAGAAGGAGCGGAUUGAAUUCUAUGAGCUUGAUAAGGCAAGUGCACUUUUUUCCAAUGCCGUCGUAACAUUUUGUUAGCAAGCCCCCUUUAUGUCGAAGCUUCACGUCCCCUUGACCAUCAUCAGUGGCACACAGCCAGGCCCUUUGGGUGCUCUGGUUCUGUGGCCACAGGCUUACAUCUCCAUGGGGAAAGGCUGCAGCUUAGGGGGAGAGCAUCUGCUCUGCACGCAGAAGGUUCCUUAUUAAAUCCCUGGCAUCGCCAAGUAGAGACUGUAGGUAAAGGUAAGGACCCCUGGACGGUUAAGUCCAGUCAAAGGUGACUAUGGGGUUGCGGUGCCGGCGUUUGUCCACAGACAGCUUUCCAGGUCAUGUGGCCAGCAUGACUAAAUCACUACCGGCACACGGAAGACCGUGACGAGUGCCACAGCGCACGGAAACGCCGUUUACCUUCCCGCCACAGCAGUACCUAUUUAUCUACUUGCACUGGCAUGCUUUUGAACUGCUAGGUUGGCAGGAGCUGGGACAGAGCAACGGAAGCUCACCCGUUGUGGGGAUUCGAACCACCAACCUUCCGAUCAGCAAGCCCAAGAGGCUCAGUGGUUUAGACCACAGCGCCACCCGUGAGAGACUGUAGGAAUGAGGGUUGGCCAAUGCGACACCCUCCAGAUGUUGAAUUCCAAAUCCUGCAUCAUCAAAGCCAUUGCAGUCAGGGAUGAUGGGAUUUGUAGUCCAUCAGCAUCUGGCAGGCAUCAUCUUAGUCUAGAUCUACUCCAAGAUUCUGGCACAGAAGUGAAAAGGCAUUGUGACCACCCGGUUAUGACUCUGAAGUGGUUGAGAAUUAAUGCUAUAAAUGCAUGGCACAACAUAGGAGCAUAGGAAACUGCCUUACAUUGAGUCAGAGCAUUGGUCCAUGCAGCUCAGCAUUGUCCAUACUGACCUGCAGUGGAUCUCUGGGCAGGGAUGUCUCUCAACCCUGCCUGGAGGUGCUGGGGAUUGAGAAACUGGGACCUUCCUCAUACAAAGCAGGUGAUCUGUCACUGAGCUGUGAACCUUGAGUAACCGUAAAGACAUUCAGCUUUUAUCUUCCAGAGGUUUGCUGCGUUAGUCUUGUUGCAUUUUAAAGAUGAAUCAAAUACGUUGUGGCGUAAGUGGAUGCAUGAAGCCAGUUUUACCACGUCCUUGACUUCUAAUGCCAUCAUUCCUGGGUGGGAUACAGUACUGUAGUUUUCCAUUUGUGUUUUUGGGGUGUUUCUUGAUGAGAAGAUCCAGAAGAGCUGACAAAAAUCCCCCAAACACACAGCAACGGAGGAGCAAGCUUCUGGAGUGUUUUAGUAUGCACGCUCAGUUUGCACAGAGGGUGAUGGCAAGUCUCAGCAUGUCUGCAUGAACAAGAGUGUGUACCCUGAAAAGCAUCUCAGAAUCUUGCACAACUCUGUCACUUUCCACAGCUGCUAUGAUCUGCCUGUGGUGUUGCAAGCUGUAUGCCUCUAAAUACCAAUUGCUCUGAAUCACAAGAGUGCCGUUGAACUCAGGUCCUGCAUACAGGCUUCCCCUAGGCUUCCCUGUGAGAAUAGGAUGCUGGGCUGGAGGGGCCAUUGACCAUGAGGGCCUCUUCUCAUGUUUGUACGAUCUUCUGGCAGAUACUCAGGGUCUCUGUGGCAGACUCAGGUCCCCCCAAUGCUAGAAAGCUUUGAAAAUCAUUGGUGUAGCAGAAUCCACGUUCUCAUCAACGCUCUUCCCCGUUUUGUUUUUCUGAACAGAGGGAGCAUAUAAGAGAUAAAUUUGUCGCCGAUUUACGACGAGACUUUGCAGGAAAAGGCCUCACAUUCUCCAUAGGUAUUUAAACAUGAAAUGUCACUCCCCUAAAUCAUUAUUUUAUUUUAUUUUUGUGCCAAAGCACAAGGAUGAGUCUGGCUACUCAGGUGUUGCCCUCGUCUUGAUUUAUGACACGACUGGGAAAGGGAAAGGGAGAAACAUUUGCCACUAGGUUUUCAGAGGCACUGGAAGUAAAAAUAAAACAUAGGCUUGGGAUAAGGGUGUCCACACAUUACAUUCAGCAAGCGUACAGUCUGUGUACUUGCGUACUUCUACGGUUAUUUGCAUGAAAUGUUCAACAAGGGUACAGCCUGUGUGCUUGCAAGAGUUGAGUUGUACUACUCAACAAGUGUACACUCUUUCACACAAAUGCUUAGACCUGUGUUCAGUGUAAUGUGCGAACAAGCCUAGAGAAACACCUGAAUUGACAUAUUAGUCAAUCCAGGAGCACACACAAAAUAUAUUUUCUGCAUGUUACUGGGACAAGAGUUAAUUUCAGGUGCCUUGAUAUAUUCCAACACCCUGUGUUUUCUUUUCUAUUUAAGCAUGAAGCUUCUGUCCUCCCUUUUACCAUAAAUCCAUUUAACUUUAUGCUGAUGGAGAUAGCAUCUUCCAAGGUCCUUCCUGCUCAGUAAACCUUCUUCUAGGUCAUUUUUUUCUUUACACUGUACAAAACGUGCUGCUGCUGUUCUAACUUUUUGUAACCUCUCUCCAACCAGGGGGCCAGAUCAGUUUUGAUGUGUUUCCAGAUGGUUGGGAUAAGCGAUACUGUUUAGGAAUUGUUUCCCAAGACGGCUUCAAAACAAUUUAUUUCUUUGGAGACAAGACAAUGCCAGUAAGUGCUAGACUGGAACGUGCCAAGAAGUUUCAAAUACACUUUCAGGAUAAGGAUUCCUUGUGGAAUUGCAAUAGACAGUCAUGUGCUACCCUCGUGAAAUUGAUAUAUAGAUCGGGAAGGAGGAGUGUCUAUGGCCCUCUAGACACUGCUGAACUCGUAACUCCCAGCCACCCUGGCCAAUGGUCAGGGACGAUGAGACAUAGUCCAGCUAAAAUCUGGAGGGCCACAGGUUUUCCAUCCCAGAUAGCUAACUACAGUUGUACCUUGCAAGCCGAACGCCUUGCAAGUCUAAUGUUUCCGCAAACCCGGAAGUGAGUGUUCUGGUUUGCAAACGUUCUUUGGAAACCACACGUCCAACGGGACUUCCACGGCUUCCAAUUGUGUGCAGGAAGCUCCUGCAGCCAAUCAGAAGCCGUGCCUUAGUUACUGAACAUUUUGGAAGUCAAACGGACUUCCGGAGCGGAUUCCAUUUGGCUUCCAAGGUACGACUGUUUUGCAAAUUUAGCACAUACUAAAUCACAGUGAGUCACAUUGCACUCAUUAUUGCAACAAGGCAGUUACCCAUUAAAAUGGCCCCUUUUCUCCUCCCACCCCCUUUAAACAAUUUGACCUAGACCCAGUUUUCAGGGGAACUGGCCCCUCUGGCCAGCAGUACAUAGAGCAGCACAAAGUUCCCCAUCCCCACUGCACUAUGCAGAAGGCAAGAAACAGCUGGGUUUCUCCCUUACGCGUCACCUUUUCCUUCCAAAAAUAGUCUCUCCUUCAUAGCCCCCGAGAAAUUAAAUAAUACAGCUGUGUUGGCUGGGGCUGAUGGGAGUUGUAGUCCAAAUUGGCCGUGCUGGCUGGGACUGAUAGGAGCUGCAGUCAAAAAUAUCUGGAGAGCACCUAGUAGUUGGUGAAAGCUGCUAUAGCUCCACAGUUACACUCACCUGAGGCUCCACAACAGGUUAUUUAGCAACCUCUAAGAAGUUCUGGGUGUGGGGUAGAUCUCCAGUGAGACUGAAAACUCCAAAGUGUGAUUUUUGUGUGUGUGUGUGUUUCUUAUUCGCAGGGUGGGAACGACUAUGAAAUUUACACGGACUCCAGAACCAUCGGCCACAGCGUCACGUCGCCCGAGCAGACGAAACAGAUAUGUGAAGAGUUAUUCUUCAACUAGAUGCGCUUAUUUUGUACGAAAAGGGAGCAGGUUAACUUCAGGACCAAAAUUUGCAGAAUAACUGCCUUGGGGUGAAGAUCAGGAUCAAGACUGUGGUGUGCAGGAGGUUUUGGGGGGGAAUUUAACUCUUCUGUUCCCCCCUCCCCCCAAAGCUGCUGUUUGUCCAGAAAGCGGCAAUUAUGAGGCAAAUAGAAGUUAGCUGCGUCCCUCCACGGCAGCUAUUUUAAAAAUAGGGGAAAUGGUCAGACCUGUUAAAUGAAUGAUUGCCUUUCAUGUUGUGCCCAGUUUUUGUUUUGCAUGAUCACAGCUUGCCUUUCAGGCUGAUUUCCUAGAGACUGAAAAGUUCUGCCAUAACAGAAAUGUCAAAAGGCGAUUCCCGCCCCGCCUUCCAGACCAAAUUCCUCGACGCACACCUGGAUCUCUUCCAAGCAACAUGUGUGGAUGGCAUCUUCUGCCAACACUGUUCUGUCCCCACUUUCAUUUUUCUGAUUGCUGAGUAGCCCUGAAAAACAGGCCUCACGGUGGAAGCCUUGCAGGUAGAUCACAACGUCCAGAAAGGCUUUGCUUGUCCCAGUGACUUAUUGAAACAGGCAGCUGGAGGGUGGUUUUAGGGUAGAGGUAAAAUUCUGGCACAGGAGCCCAUCUUUCAUCCACCACCCACCGUUUGCUGCUGUUUCAAGGGUUCUCUGGUUUGUUUCAGAAUUUGUUGCCUCAGUAGGGUGUGUUUGGAAUUUAAUGUAUUGGAAUGCAAAGGGAUGGGAGAUUCCCACUAAUACCUCACACCUGGCUUUUUGGAAUAUAGUGCAGUUGCUAAUCCUGCCAUGCAAUUUCUGUUAAAAGCUCAUACUUCAAGUUGGACUGCCACAUUAAAAUUCUUAUGAACAGGGAAUAACGUUUUGUUUCUCCAGAUAUCUCCCUCACUCCCAGAAAAGAAACCCUCUCAUAUAUAUCAAUAGCACCCAAUUGCCUUUCUGUCAUCAGCACACUGGAUUUGCCUGGCUGAGGAUCUUCGAACUUGUUCUUGAGAAGUACAGUCGUACCUUGGUUGUCAAACGCCUUAGUACUCGUACGUUUCAGCUCCUGAACGAUCGAAACCCAGAAGUGAGUGUUCUGGUUUUCGGAUGUUUUUUGGGAAGCCAAACAUCUCACAGGGCUUCCGAUUGGCUGCAGGAGCUUCCUGUAGCCAAUCAGAAGCCGUGCUUUGGUUUCAGAACAUUUUGGAAGUCGAAUGGACUUCCGGAAUGGAUUCCGUUCGACUUCGAAGGUACAACUGUCUUUUACAUUGAGUAAAGCCAUUGUUACGCCCAGCUCGGUAUGGUCAGCAUCGCUGACUUUUCAAAACCACAAGCAGUUAUGCAAAUUAAAUGUAUUCGCAUAAUUUAUCCCAAUUACAGAACUCGUUUUUCUAAAAACUAAAAAACACCACCACCCUUGCCACAGAUUUUCAGACGGUUUAGUGCAAAAAACAAAAAACCAUGGCCAGAUUCAAUCGUAUUAGUGCCAGAGCAGGAAAUGAAUAGCUGAAAUGUCCAAAUUCAAGCCAGCAUAGUCUCUGUAACAAAGUUUAAAAAUGCACUGCAAUUCCCUUUUAUGGAAAUUCCAGGAGCAGAAGGAAGAGGGGGGCAUUGAACUUCCACAACUGGUUUCUUUAAAAAAAAAUUAAAAUCCAGCUAUUCAAUGGAAUGCAUAUCCAGUUGAGCAGGAGUCAAGCACUGGUGUAAAAUAGAAUGCAGAAGGGGAAAUCAUUCAGCAACUGAUCAUGGCUACCACUUAGAGGAGACAUUGCAAAUCAGUGAGCUUACUCACACCCGAGACAAUUUCUUCAGAACAGUCGUGUGAUGCAGCAGGGGGAGGGGGAAAUUAACGCUAUUCUAGGCUGCAUCAACAGACGUAUAGUGUCCAGAUCAGGGGAAAUAAUAGUACCACUCUAUUCUGCCACCUGGGGUCCCAUGUCCACAGUUUUGGGUGCCACAGGUUAAGGAGGACAUUGACAAGCUGGAAGGUGUGCAGAGGAGGGCAACUGAGGUGCUCAAGGGUCAGGAAGCCAAGGGGUAAUAAAAGCGAUUGUGGGAGUUGGGUAUGUUUAGCCUCCAGAAGAGAAGACUGAGAGGUGGUAUAUUAGCCAUCUUCAAAUAUCUGAAGGGCUGUCAUAUGGAAGAUGGAACAAGCUUGUUUUCUCCAAAGGGUGGGGAUUCAAACUAUAAGAAAGGAGAUUCCGACUAAACAUUAGGAUCUUAGUUGACCACCUAAUUACUUUCCUGCCUGUUGCAGCAAUUGCAAUUUGCACUGUGCUGCAUGGUUUUUAAUUAUAUUUUUAUUGCUUUUUUAUUCCUUAGAUAUUGUAUUUUAUUGUAUUACAGUUUGAAUGAUGUGGCAUUCAAGCUGUAAGACAAUAAAAUACAAUCCAGGAAGCAAUUAAAACAAUUAAAAUCAAUAUGUAUUAUUUAACGCAGUGAACGUGCCACCUCCCAUCUUCAACCAUGAGCCUACAGACAUACAAGACUACCUGAAUGAAGCUCAUGGACCACAACUGGGAACCCCUGAUGUAAAAGAUGAUAAAGUCAGGUUACAGCUGAGAUGGUACUGUGAUCCUAAGCACAUCUUUAGCCAGAUCCUUUAGCUCUUUACCCAUGAAGCUGAUGUGCAUGGGGU
Messenger RNA from Podarcis lilfordi (Lilford's wall lizard), 10567 nucleotides. NCBI's taxonomy places the organism in Eukaryota, Metazoa, Chordata, Lepidosauria, Squamata, Lacertidae. The record is from the annotation of a GenBank genome assembly.